AUGGCAAUUCCUUUGCAGCUGGCGGGUGGCGAAGAUCGUGUCGGUGGUCCCGUGGUGACGUCAGAAUCCGCACUGACUUCCUGGCAGGAGGCCCUGUUCGGGAUGGCCGCUGAGACGGUUGAGGAUGAUGCGAGCGAAGAUCUUCCUGACGACUUGGAGUGGAGAGAUUCUUUUGCGGGCUACUUACCUUGUGGUCUCCUGCGGGGCUGCAGUCGGAGCCUCGUCUUGGAGAUGACGAGACGAUGA
Messenger RNA from Spirometra erinaceieuropaei, 246 nucleotides. Lineage: Eukaryota; Metazoa; Platyhelminthes; Cestoda; Diphyllobothriidea; Diphyllobothriidae. The record is from the annotation of a GenBank genome assembly.